UGAUAAUUCCAGCGAUACGGGUUGUGAUUCAUACUUUGAGCCUCGAUUUUAUAGAUGCUUCCUCUCUGUUUAUUAGUCGCAGUAGUGAUUUCAGCUGGGUCAUCACACAGUGAUGAAAAUCUACGUACAGACGAAAACUCCGAAAGAAAGAUCGACAGUGCAGCUGCAGAAGCCUUUCUGAGAGCACGUGUGAUGGACCGAAAAUAUCUUCAUAGCUUUGGACAAACAAACGGGUUUCCCGUAAGAAAAGUCGAGAACUUCCAUGAUACCCUUCCCGAAAAUUUUGACGCGAGAGAAAAAUGGCCUGAAUGUCCCUCAAUUGGAUAUAUUCGUGAUCAGUCUAACUGUGUAUCUGCAUGGGCAAUGGUAUCAGCCGGCGUAAUUGGAGAUCGAGCUUGCAUACAAUCGAAGGGCAGGAUAAAGAAGCACAUCUCUGACACAGAUAUACUUGCAUGCUGUCAAAAGGAUUAUUGCUCCGGUUGCGAAGGAGGUUAUCCAGCUGCAGCAUUCGAAUAUGCAGUAGAAUCCGGCGUUUGCAGUGGAGAGCAUUACAGAGAAAAGAAUGUCUGCAAACCGUACUCAUAUCAUCCUUGCGGUUAUUUACGGGGUAAGCCCUAUUAUGGAGAAUGUCCGCAAGAAACGUAUCCUACUCCGAGAUGCCGAAGAAAGUGCCAAAUUGGGUACAAUGUUACUUAUGAGGCAGACAAAAUCCAUGGAAAAUCAGUCUAUUACCUUCCGAACAAUGAGACGGAGAUUAGAAGAGAGAUAAUGACAAAUGGGCCUGUUGCAGCAGUCUUCAUUGUAUACAUGGAUUUGUGGGAGUACGAUAAAGGAGUUUAUGAGCACAAGACUGGUAUGGAAGUCGGCGAACACGUUGUUAAAAUUAUUGGGUGGGGAACAGAUGAAAAAGAAAAAGUACCGUACUGGUUAGUGGCUAAUUCUUGGAAUGAUGUGUGGGGAGAAAAAGGUUUCUUCCGCAUAAUUCGUGGGCAUAAUCACUGUGAAAUUGAGAGUGAAAUUGCUGCGGUCAUAUUGGAUGUGUAGCAAUACGAGUAAAUUUUCUUAUAUUGUAUUCGUUGCUGAAUUGCUACUUUCAAUGAAGUUUUCAAGAU
Cylicocyclus nassatus is the source of this 1112-nucleotide messenger RNA. NCBI's taxonomy places the organism in Eukaryota, Metazoa, Nematoda, Chromadorea, Rhabditida, Strongylidae. The record is from the annotation of a GenBank genome assembly.